AGUCAGUCAGCGGAGGACACGACAUUAACGCCGUGCGCAGGGAAGGAGGACGGACUCAUAGCGGGGCACAGGGAGGACGACGGCAGCCGAGCACCGAGCGGAGGAGCCAAGUGUGUGCGUGUGCGUGUGUGUGUGUGGAGAUAUUUGGAGUUGGAGGAGGACGCUGCUACUUUUUGGAUCCCUGGAGGAAAAUAGAAACCUGACUCCCAAAGCACAAACAUAAGCAAGACCUCAAUCUUUAACAAAUCUCCACAGACAGAUUAUUACACACACACGCAGAUAUGAGUGAAGAUAAUCCAACUGAGACUGUGGAAACUGGUCCUGCUGAGGUGAACGCUAUUCCUAAUGGGAAAGGCCAUGACGCCGGUGAGGACAUCACAGGGUCGGCCAAAAGCCCAGCAGCAGAGGACAGUGAAAAAGAAACUGUACCCAAUAGUACCCAGAAUGCCAGUCCUCACAGAACUGAGAACACUGGGGCCAACCUCCCAGAGAGCCAGGAGUUCUUAUCAGGGGUGGAGGACAAAAAGACCACACGCUUCACGGAUUUUGAAGGAAAAACCUCGUUCGGGAUGUCAGUCUUCAACCUGGGCAACGCCAUCAUGGGAAGUGGAAUCCUGGGUUUGGCGUACGCCAUGGCCAACACAGGGGUGGUCCUGUUUCUGGUCCUUCUGACAGUGGUGGCAGUCCUCUCAUCAUAUUCCAUUCAUUUACUGCUGAAGUGUUCUGGGAUUGUAGGUAUUCGUGCGUAUGAGCAGCUCGGUUACAGGGCCUUUGGGACCCCGGGGAAGAUGGCGGCAGGUAUUGCCAUCACACUGCAGAACAUUGGAGCCAUGUCCAGUUACCUGUACAUCGUCAAAUAUGAGUUUCCUCUGGUCAUCCAGGCCUUUCUGAUGGUGGAUAAACCUGCAGGUGAAUGGUACCUGAAUGGAAACUACCUUGUCAUCAUUGUAUCUAUUGGUGUAAUAUUACCACUGGCUCUAAUGAAACAGCUUGGAUACCUGGGCUACACGAGCGGGUUCUCCCUGAGCUGCAUGGUUUUCUUCCUCAUUUCGGUCAUCUACAAGAAGUUCAACAUCCCUUGUCCGUUUGUGGACUUUUCAUUCAACGGAACCACCAGCAUCUUGAACACCACUGCUACGGAUCCUGGUGGGGAGGAAAACCCCGCUUGUAUUCCCAAAAUGGCCAACCUCAACUCACAAACGGCCUACACCAUCCCUAUCCUGGCGUUCGCCUUUGUGUGCCACCCUGAGGUCCUGCCCAUCUACACAGAGCUGCGCAAUGCCACCAAGAAAAAGAUGCAGCAUGUGGCCAACAUCUCCAUUGCAGUCAUGUACAGCAUGUACUUCCUGGCUGCUCUAUUUGGAUACCUAACUUUCUAUGGUGAAGUGGAAGCAGAGCUGCUUCACACCUACAGCCGCAUCGACCCGUAUGACACUCUGAUUCUGUGUGUGCGCGUGGCCGUGCUCACUGCUGUCACACUCACUGUACCCAUCGUGCUCUUCCCAGUCCGGAGAGCUAUUCAGCAGAUGAUGUUUCCCAACAAGACCUUCAACUGGCCUCGCCACAUCGCCAUCGCCUUCGUUCUGCUCACGUUCAUCAACCUGCUGGUCAUCUUUGCCCCCAACAUCCUGGGCAUCUUUGGGAUCAUUGGUGCCACAUCUGCCCCCUGUCUCAUCUUCAUCUUCCCUGCUGUCUUCUACAUCCGUAUUGUUCCCAAAGAAGAGGAGCCGCUGCGCUCUGUGCCCAAAAUCAUGGCUUUCUGUUUCGCUGGGAUAGGCUUCCUGUUUAUGAUAAUGAGCCUCAGCUUUAUCAUCAUUGAUUGGACAUCGGGCACCAGUAAAGCCAGCAGUGGUCACUAGGCACCGCAUUCCCUCCUCCUUUUUUUCAGGUUUUAUAUUGUUGAGUUAGACCUGUGUUGUAAUGUUACCGUGUUUUCUCUGGAUCAUGUGUGAUGUUAAAGAUGCCCUCUAUGUUUUCCAUUAGAGACGUCUAGAGUCGAGAGCUCGGGACGAAUUUCUGUCUCUCUGCAAACGCUCUCGCUCUGAUGACGUUGAGUCGUACUGUACAUCCUGCCAAACAGUGCACCUCCAGGUCGGUUUGAAGGUGAAUUCACUGAGAGGCCGGGUGCGGAGAGAUUGAUGUUGACAUGUUGGAGGCUGUGCCUUGUGAGAUGGAUGUAAAAAAAACAAAAAAACAGCUAAGUGAUAAUGUAGAAUGCUGCUGUCUGUAAUCACCUCCCCUUGCUGUCCCUGCGUCUUGAUCAUUGAUCUGUAAACUGCUCCUCAGAUCAGAAAACACAAUCUGGGGCCCCUCCCUUAAAACAGUUUGGAAUCAAAUUUAUUGAAUAAUAGAAAAUUCUUAUAUGAUUUUUAUCAAUAAUUUUAUUCUAUGUUAUUUAAAUAACUGUAUAUUUGCCAUUCUGUGCACGUGCAGAGGCAAGUGAUAUGAAAAGCUGAUGCACAGAAUGAAAGAUGCAUUAAAGGAAUAGUUCAAAAUUUCUGCUUAUCGUAUCUUGACACCACUCUUAUGUCAGUAUAGUAAACAUGAAGCUGCAGCCAGCCUUCCGUAGCUUAGUAUAAAGACUGGAAAAUGUUGAACUAUUCCUUUAAUGUGUGCAGCUCUUAUCUGCAGCUCCACUAACUUGUGCCGCUGUUGUUUAUUUAAAGGCAUUUAAGAGCCAGGGUGCAGAACCACUGAGAGCUUGUGGUGCAGCGCUCUGAGCACAUUUAUCAUCACAUUACUACACAAUAUGAUCUAGAUGUAUAUUUUUUAUUAAUAACAACCUCUACUUGAUGGAGACCUCAGACGAUGCAGUAUGGACUGAUCAAUGUCAGAGAGGCAGGGGACAGAACUCUAUAUACAAGAAUGCCUGUGUUGUGCAGAGAGAUUUUUCUUUUUCAGUAUAACUGCGCACAUGACAGUGAUACGGUACUGGAGACCGAAGGUGGAUUAUUAACUGAACUAAGACGAAAGUUCCUCUUCGUCCUCAAGUGGGACGAGGAGGAACUGGCAGAUCUGUUGUGUUGUUUCUGAAUCUUCACUGGAGGUAAUCAGAGAUCAAAUCAUGAAUAAAAUAACAACAGGGUCACUUCAUUAAGUGGUUAAUAGCAGUGUGGAAUCUGUAAAUAUUUCUGCGUUCAGCACAAGCUUGAUCCCUCGAUAACAGAGAUGACCGACAUGGGAUUUACCGUCUCUUUAACAAAUGAAAUGUUGGUGGUUAGGAAUAGCACUUUCCUUUAAAAAAGCACAACAUUCUUGUAGCCAUUAAUAUGUUCAAACAACAAAUUAUUCGUAAGAGAGUUCGCUCACAUUAGGUAGAUGUGAUUUCAAUGCAUAUCCCUUCAUAUGACUAAAUCUAUGAUAAAUUAAUCAAUCUAAUGUAGAUUCAGAGGAAAUUAUCAAUGUAUCGAUGGUAUAAUAUGUAUGUUUUCUCCAAAUUACUUGACCUGAUGUUGUUACUUAUAGCAUUUCCUGUGAGCCCCCGUGAUCAUCAGCGCCCUCCUCUGGUCUGUUUUGUAGACGCAACAACAAAUUAAGUGGACGUACUGUUGAGGGUUUUUAAGUGUCCGUGUUGUUUUAAAAAAUGAAAACAUGGCUCCACUGUAUUUGAACUAAACCUACCUGUAUACAUUUGUCUUGUUAAACCCUGGACCUAUGACCCGAUCAGAAGUAUAAUAUAUUUCAUACCAUUGAUAUAUUAACUGUUGUUUUAAACUUCACGUUUAAUGUUUAUUCGGCGUAUCAGUCUAAUCUGAAUCAGUGAUGAAAUGCAAGAUGCUAAACCUGUUAAUUAUUGUUUUUUCUUGUAUUUUUUAAUUAUCUCACUGUUAUCAUCAGAGGUAUGGACUGGGUCUUUCCUCGCUGCUCGUUGGCAGACGUUAAUCUACUAACUUGGAGUUGUUAGUGAGCUGGUGUGCUAGCCUACAUUUCAUUAUAUUCUUGCAGGUAAAAUCUUCUUCCACCUGACUACUGUGAGUUCUGUAUGGGUAACUGAGUGUCGUCCUGUCCGUUUAUCACACAUCAAACCUCUUCUAAUCAAUUUGUAUUUGAUUGUAUCCAGGCCUUUGGUUGUCUUUGUGUAUCUGUAUGCAGAGGGAAACAUCGGAAUCAGCCACUGGGGUGUAAGCAAGUGUUAUUAAACCAAUUAGUGUGUUACAUAUAUAUAUCCCCAACUUCCUGCUUUUGCCUAUGAUAAAGCCAUUUGGUAAAUUAAGUAAAAUACACAACUCACACACACACACUUUAUAUCCUCACAACAUGCAAAAAAUGGCAAUGAGUUAAGUUAAGUUAAACGCUAGUGGCUGAUACAAGAUCUUUGAGAACCUGUAUUCAGAUCUCAGUGAUGUCAGUCUCCCUCUUUUUUUGUGAUUUAUUGAAACGUGUAUGAUUGAAUAGUGACAUUAAGUAUCGACACCGGCCAGCAAUUAUAAAUAAUGUAUAUAAAUGUAUACCCUUUAUAUUCUAUAUGCAUAUCUAGUUUGUAUAAUGUAAAUAGUAAUUCAAAGUUUUAGUCCAAUUAAAAUAUAAAUGUAAUCAUUUUCAAAGUGCUUUUAAACCUUUUUGUCCUUCAAUUCAUGUCUAUUUUCUUGUAUCUCUAUAUAUUUUAAUAUGUUUCUGGCAGUUAUUGUAUACUGUAAACAAUGUUGCAAUAAAGAU
Paralichthys olivaceus (Japanese flounder) is the source of this 4656-nucleotide messenger RNA. Its product is annotated as sodium-coupled neutral amino acid transporter 3-like. Gene Ontology annotation, molecular function: L-glutamine transmembrane transporter activity; L-asparagine transmembrane transporter activity; L-histidine transmembrane transporter activity. Gene Ontology annotation, cellular component: plasma membrane. Lineage: Eukaryota; Metazoa; Chordata; Actinopteri; Pleuronectiformes; Paralichthyidae. The record is from RefSeq and is a predicted model, not a curated record. Gene Ontology annotation, biological process: histidine transport; asparagine transport; amino acid transmembrane transport.